GAGGACAGUCUCAGGGCCGUCUGGGAUGUAGACGUCGAUGAGGUCCUGGGAGUCGAAUGCGUGGAUCUGGCCUUGGCAGGCAGCCACGAUGGAUGGGGGGAGGAAGGGGAGGAACCUAAGCCACGCGUCCGUGAGGACAAGUAUCGCCCACUGAAGUGCAGAUACUGA
Postia placenta MAD-698-R-SB12 is the source of this 168-nucleotide messenger RNA. RefSeq lists its product as hypothetical. The transcript has 2 exons. The annotation marks the transcript as partial. Lineage: Eukaryota; Fungi; Basidiomycota; Agaricomycetes; Polyporales; Adustoporiaceae. The record is from RefSeq and is a predicted model, not a curated record.